UAUGUAUUUGUACAAACAUAUAUGUAUACUUUGCAGCUAUUUUUAAAUAAUUUAAUUUACAAUUUAAUUUUAAUGUAUACAUACAAAUAUGUAACAUUAAUAUACACGUACGAGAUCUCAACAUAAAAGCAAUUUCAUUAUUUAUAAAAUUGUCUAUGUUGAAAAAAGCAAGUUCUGUGCAAAAAAUUUAUAAUUAUUUAUAUGAUUGAUAUGUAUUCUUAAAUUUAAAGCUUGAAAAACCAAUUACUUGCUUACCUUCUCUUUUUCGAACAAAUUAUUAUUCUCUGGAAAACAAAUUAAAAUAGAAAAAUAACUCGUUUGUUUCACUUUAGUCUUUAACUCUAAAAUAUUGAUAUUUUUUAAUAUUAAUACUACUCACUAGAUUAACAUUGACUUAUAUAAUUAAAAUUUUGUUCUUAUAAUUUUUUUCGCGUUUUUUUCAAUAGAUUGUCAUAGUAAUUAAACUAACACUAUUUCAAUAUGAAAGAUCAAUGUAAAAUCUUAUUAAAUGUUAUUUUAAGUUAUCAAAAUUUUAAUAACAAAAAUUUCACUAAAUUUGAAUUAUCAUUUGGCUGAAAGUUGAAUUUAAAUAUCGUAAUCUGCUUCAGGCAGUGCGCGACCGUGAACCGGAACUGCUGUGAUUUUCCCUCCCUCUAGAACUGCAUUUCCGAACCAAUCCGACGGCCCGCGGCAAAGCGAAAAGAAAAAAAAAACAAAAGAGUAACAAAAAUUUUUCGCGCCGUCGUAUCGAUGCUUGUACGCGCGCAUAUAUCGCCGCGGCCCAUUUAAUCGCGAUGGCACACGCCCAUUUCGCGCUUAUGCAAUCGUAAACAUUGCGUAUUCCGUGACGCGGGAACAGCACACGCGGACACUGUGUGCGUUUUGAAUCUCUCGGCUAGUUACGUUCACCCACGGCGUACGAUCGUUCGCAUCUCUCUGACGAGGAUUAUCGGUGCGAGCUUGACACUCGACAGUGGCUGACAGCUGCGCGAUCGGCCCUUGGUCGUCCUCGAAUUCGUCCCUUCCAUCACUCUCUCUUGCGCGCGCGGAAGGCAAUUCGGAGCGCGAGCGCUCGACAGUUGCAGGAAGAACAAGAAGUCAUUCAAUGGUUAACCAAAUACCUGUGCCACAGGCCAAGUAUGAAUUGUUAACCAACAUACGACAACCGCGCUGGAGAACGCAAGUCGUCUGCCUCACCUUGUCAUUCGUGAUCGUCGGGGUGCUGUUUAUUACGCGUGCUUGGUUCGGCAUACUUCUGCUGAAGGCGCCGAGAACAGAGAGAUUCGUCGAGGAGCACAUUGACGAUGCCAAGAUUGCUACGUGGCUACGUCGGGCUCGGAUGUACGCCGAGUCGACGAAGGAGAAUCAGAAUGCGGACAGGAACACAAGCGUCAGCGCAUCGGAACAAUUCCACCACGGUGCAACCGGCCAGGUCCUCGUAUGCUACUAUACAAUACCGGGGGACCUGAACACGUCGUGGGAGCUCAGUCCGUCGCACAUUGACCCUCAUCUUUGCACGCAUAUUAUCGUGGGUUUUGCGGGCGUGGUGAACAACACGCUCGAUAUAGGUGACAAUGCGCGGGUGUAUGAGCUGGUGGUUGCUUUAAAGAAUCUCGAACCCAACUUGAAGGUCAUGAUCAGUGCCGGCGGAAACAGUGAGCUCCACGAUGGUUUCUCCGAGAUGGUGAAGAAUCACGCAAAUAGAAAAAAGUUUAUCCAAUCAGUAUUAAAUGUUAUCAAAACCUUCCAUUUAGACGGCUUCGAUGUUGACUGGGAGUUUCCAGCCUGGUUAGGAGCGGACGAUCGCGAAAAAAUACACUUUGUGCAGCUAUUACAGGAAUUGCGAAAAGAAUUUGAUCAUAGCGGACAAAAGUUGAUUUUAACAGUAGCGGUUGCAGCACCACAGGCCAUUGUGGAUCAGAGUUACAAUAUUCCUGAAAUGGCAGAGCACAUCGACUUCGUAAACCUUAUGUCGUACGAUUAUCAUUUUUACGUUUGGUAUUUCCCAGUAACAGAUCUGAACGCCCCGCUUUUUCCUCGUUGUACUGAAACAGGUUAUUUAUCCACGUUAAACGUGAAUUUUUCUGCUCAAUAUUGGGUAGCAAAGGGAAUGCCGCGGGAGAAGAUUGUUGUCGGCAUACCAGCUUAUGGUCACACUUAUAAACUGGACAAUCCAUUGAAUCAUAAUUUACAAGCGCCAGCCAGCGGAUUUGGAAAGCUCGGCGUCAAAGGCUUCGUGUCUUAUCCUACGGUUUGUCAAUUUCUUAAAUCUGGAGGUACGAGUGUUUUCAACAAGGAAAGUCGCGUGCCAUAUGCAUUUAAAGGCAGGGAAUGGAUAUCUUACGACAAUGAGGAGAGCAUCUAUUACAAGAGUAUAUGGAUUCGUACCAAUGGUUUCAAAGGAGCCAUGGUUCUGUCUUUAAAUGUUGACGAUUGGAACGGCACCUGCCACAAUAUAAACGAAACAUUCCCUUUGACGCGUACUGUCUCGAAAGUAUUAUUUAAGGAAACGGAUAAGUAACAAGGACGUAAAUAGGAAUUUUACAUUAUAUUACACUAUAUAACAAAUACGCGCAGUCAAUGAAUCUAAAUAUUCCAAAAGGUUAAGACAUCUUAUAUUGAAAUGAUCCAUUCCAUCGCAUUCCUAUUUAAUUACUUGUUACGUGUAUUCUAGCUCAGUUACGCUCAAAGAUUCUUUGGUCAAAUAAGUCGUUAAAGUAUUCGAAGCACAUAGUAUUAUAUGCUGUAAUAGAGCACAGCAUUUGUACCUGGUUGAGUCAAAUCAAACAUAAUUUAUAUGCGAAAAUAUUUACGCUCAUUUUAUAUUAUGUAAAGAUACAUGUUGGUUUCUACAUGGCUACUAUUUCCAUAUGCUUUAUAAGCAAAUAGUAUACGAAAUAAUUCUAAAGUAAGGAAAAGAGACGUAAUCGAUGAAAAAUUAUAAUCGAUUAAAAAACGAUGCUGUAUUAUUUAGAAUGAGCAAAGUCUGUCUAUGUUUUAGAGUAAAGAUUUUCGAAUUCGCGGUUAGUUUUAUUUUUUUAAGUAUGCAUAUAAAUAAGAUAAUUAUUGUUAUAAGUUUUGAAGACAUGUUUACUGAUCUCGUUAUACCACUGUCACAAAGUAUGAAAUAUAUGAAACUGUUUUGCCCGAAAUUUAAAAACAA
This is a messenger RNA of Monomorium pharaonis (pharaoh ant), 3163 nucleotides long. Its product is annotated as acidic mammalian chitinase. Gene Ontology annotation, cellular component: extracellular region. The transcript has 6 exons. The record is from RefSeq and is a predicted model, not a curated record. Lineage: Eukaryota; Metazoa; Arthropoda; Insecta; Hymenoptera; Formicidae. Gene Ontology annotation, biological process: chitin catabolic process; carbohydrate metabolic process. The coding region runs from base 1106 to 2521 and encodes 471 amino acids. Gene Ontology annotation, molecular function: chitinase activity; chitin binding.